Phyllostomus discolor (pale spear-nosed bat) is the source of this 4647-nucleotide messenger RNA. It is a transcript of the gene TIMM50, whose product is annotated as translocase of inner mitochondrial membrane 50. Bases 3 to 1100 code for a protein of 365 amino acids. Lineage: Eukaryota; Metazoa; Chordata; Mammalia; Chiroptera; Phyllostomidae. The transcript has 11 exons. The record is from RefSeq and is a predicted model, not a curated record. Gene Ontology annotation, molecular function: phosphoprotein phosphatase activity.
GAAUGGGCGGGGCCAUGUGGCGUCAGCACAAGAUGGCGUCCUCAGCGGCGCUCGCCCUACGCUUGCGGAGCGGGCUCCGGCUCGGCACGCGGGGCUUAUGCGCGAGGCUGGUGACGCCGCCCCCCCGGGCUUCGGACCAGGCCAAGGAGAUUGGGAGCCACCCCAGCACUAAGGCCCAGGCACAGGGGUCACAGCAGCAGCGGGGCAAGGAGGGUCCCAGCUACGCCAAAAAAGUUGCACUCUGGCUUGCUGGGCUGCUUGGGGCCGGAGGGACCGUGAGUGUCAUCUAUAUCUUCGGAAACAACUCUGUGGAUGAAACUGGUGCCAAGAUUCCUGAUGAAUUCGACAAUGAUCCAAUUCUGGUACAGCAGUUGCGCCGGACAUACAAAUAUUUCAAAGAUUAUAGACAGAUGAUCAUCGAGCCCACCAGCCCCUGCCUUCUCCCAGACCCUCUGCGGGAGCCGUACUACCAGCCGCCCUACACACUGGUCUUGGAGCUCACUGGUGUCCUCUUGCACCCUGAGUGGUCGCUGGCCACUGGCUGGAGGUUUAAGAAGCGUCCAGGCAUCGAGACCUUAUUCCAGCAGCUUGCCCCUUUGUAUGAAAUUGUCAUCUUUACGUCAGAGACUGGCAUGACUGCGUUUCCGCUCAUCGACAGUGUGGACCCCCAUGGCUUCAUCUCCUACCGCCUCUUCCGGGAUGCCACGCGAUAUAUGGAUGGGCACCAUGUUAAGGAUAUUUCCUGUCUGAAUCGGGACCCAGCCCGUGUGGUGGUUGUGGACUGCAAGAAGGAAGCCUUUCGCCUACAGCCCUACAAUGGUGUUGCCUUGCGGCCCUGGGACGGCAACUCUGAUGACCGGGUCUUGUUGGAUCUGUCUGCCUUUCUCAAGACCAUCGCAUUGAAUGGUGUGGAGGAUGUCCGGACUGUGCUGGAGCACUACGCCCUCGAGGAUGACCCACUGGAGGCUUUCAAACAGCGGCAAAGCCGGCUAGAGCAGGAAGAGCAGCAGCGUCUGGCAGAGCUCUCCAAAUCCAGCAAGCAGAACCUCUUCUUCAGCUCUCUCACUAGCCGCUUGUGGCCUCGCUCCAAACAGCCCUGACCUCUGGGCCUCCUCAAACUCGGUGCCUGGGUCCCGGACCCCAGGCUGCAGUGCUCCCAGACCACGGCUUGGGCAGCCACAUGUCCAAUAAAGUCCAUCACAGAUGCCAUACUCCUGUGUCCGGAGAUUCUCCAGAUGGGGGCAUCAGGGUGAGGUUCGAGUGGCUGAUCAGCUGCCAAGCACAGAGUGGGUGCUUUGGUGCAUCAGGGCUGGUUUUUAACCCAGGCCUGGGAGUCUGAGAACCCGGGUCCCUGCUCUGGCCAUUUUCCUGGUGUACUGUGUGAUCUGCAAAAAGUUCAUCUCCCUUUUCUGGCCUCAGAUUCCCCAUCUGUGGCCAUCUGUGGAAAAGAGAAGAGAGGACUGCCUUGGGGGUUUAAAAGCAGGUAGCUACCAGGUUGCUGUGUAAAUGUGUGAAGCGUGGGCUCAGUGGGCUCUGGUGGACGGAGAUCUGCCGGUCUCAAGAGGGCAGCUGCUGUUCAGCUCUGCCAACUGUGGCCCCAUGGAAAGGUGGGUAGAGAGUUGCUUUAUCUUACGAUUUUUUUUUACAUUUCUUUUUUUUUUUUUGAAGAUUUUAUUUAUUUAUUUUUAGAAGGGAAGGGAGGGAGGAAGAGGGAGAGAAACAUCAGUGUGUGGUUGCCUCUUGUGCAUCCCCUACUGGGGACCUGUCCCGCAACCCAGGCAUGUGCCCCAACUGGGAAUUGAACUGGCGAUCCCUUGGUUCUUAAGCUGACAUUCAGUCCACUGAGCCACACCAGCUGGGGUGAUCUUCUGAUUUUUAAUGGAAGUCAGAAAUUGGGAUUUUUAUAUUAAAUCUUCCAGUUUUUAAAUGUUGGCUUCUAAUUAAAACAGGCAGAUUAUAGCAGCACUGUCAAUGGAACUUCCUCUGAUGUUUGUACCAUUCUAAAUCUGCUCUGUGCAGUGGCUGCAGGGGGACAUUAAGUACUUGAAAGGUGGCUAGGUAACUGAAAAAUGGAAUUUAAAAUUUUGUUUUAUUUUAGUUGAUUUUAAUUUAAAUGGCCACGUGUGGCUCCUGGGUCUUGCAUUGGAUAACACUAAUUAAAGAGUAUGGGUUGCAGACUGUCUGAGUUCAAAUCCAGGCUCUGCCUACCACUUCCUGACUGUGUGAUGUUAGGCAAGUUACUGCACUUCUCAGUGCCUCCUCAGUGUCCACAUUUAUAAAACAAUAAUAAUGGUGCAUGCCCCAUGCUCAGCUUGAGGGCUGAGUGAGGCACUCCAUGAAGGCACUCAGCUGGUAGCUAUGUGAACUUUGGGCAAGAUACCUUUCUACCUCAGUUUCCUCAUCUCUGAAACAGAGGUUAUGGCAGCACCUGUCUUAGUAGAAUGGCUGUGUGGUGUACACGGGACAACCCCCAUUCAGGCUGUGUGUGGACUUACACGGGGCUCGUUACCAAGUCAUGCUGCUCAUUCACAGAUUAAAGUAACAUGUACAGUUGGGCAGCCCUUCUGAGUUGUACUGCCUAUAACAUGGGGAAGACUUGUUACGUCCUUAGGACUCCGUAGCUUGAGAACCUCCACAGGAUUGAGGGAGGGGACUGUGACUUUUUUGUUUUGCUUUUAUCACAUUAUCUUAAGAAUUGGAGGCUGGCUUAACCAGAAGGCUUAUCUGUUCGGGCAAUGUGACUGGGAAAAGUGUGUAUGGGUGGAGGUAGAGCCACCACAAGUGUGCUGCCUACCUCAUGGGUAACACACUUAGUCCCACAGAACCUGAGGAGCCUGUUGAAAUGUAACUCAGAUCUGUCUGCACAGGCCACGAAAGGAGGGAGGGUGUUUGCCCAUUGACCCCUGUCCUCCAGUGGUCAGGAGUGGCCGCUGGGGGUUAAGGCUCUGACACUCUGGGUGGCACAUGCUUCAGUGCCCAGUGGGUUCCCCAGGCCUCUCCAGCCUUGGUGCUGGCUCAGGGAUGGUGCUGUCAGGCCACACCUGAUCAGGGCUGGAGGGCAAGAGUGGGGGAGAGGGUUUGACACAGGCGUCUUCUGAGACACGGCUUAAGUUGUAUGGCCUAGGGUGUUCUCCUAGAAUGCUCUAGGGCUGUACUGUGGCCUCUAUAAGGCAAGAUGCGGCCAUCGUUAAGGCACACUCCAGCAGGGUCUGAAUUCCCAUGUCACACACCAUUUGCAAGCCCUGUGACCCUGGACAAGGUCUCAAGCUUCUCAGUUUUCCUCAUAAGAAGUUAAUAAUGCCUUCCUCAUUCAUUCAUUAUUUCCUAAGCUCCAGCUGUCAGGCCUCGAUCUAGGCCAGGGGUGUCAAACUCAUUUUCACUGGGAGCCACAUCAGCCUCAAUGUUGCCUUCAAAGGGCGGAAUGUAAUUUUAGGACUGUAUAAAUGUAACUGCUCCUUAACAGUUAAGCAAAAACUCGGUGCUGCUGCCUGGUAGAAAGAGGUGCCUGGUAAGAUAAAACAAAGUGGGGGGCUUUGUGUUUGCCACCUGUGGUCUAGGCACUAGGGGGCAUCAGUGCACAAGUUAGAUUAAAAAUUGCCCUGAUGGAGGUGAUAAUCUCAGAGGAGCUAGACAAUGGUCAGAUAUUUCUUGGGGUAAUAAAUUCAUAAAGAAAAGUAUGGAAAGAUACGGAGUGGUUUGGGGACCUGAGGUGCUGUUUUAGAUGGGAUGGAAGAGUCAGGAAAAGACUUUGGAUGGUGUGUUUCAGCUGAGGCCAAAAGGAAGUGAGGAAAGCCAUGGGGGUGUCUGAGUGUGCCAGGCAUGGCCACCUCAAAACCUUUGCAUUUGAUACUCUGCCAAGAAUGUUUCCCCCCAGCAUCCACGUGGCUUACUCCCUUCCUUAAGGUCUUUGCUCACCUCAGCAUGCCUGUGGGCACUUGAGGAAAAGUCCUGAUUAGCCAAAAAGCAGCUUAUAAAUCCUUUAAAGUACUAUAGAUGUGAGAGAAUUCAUGUGAGUGAGAUGCUGUUAUGCCUGACAUAGGCCCUCAAUAAAGGCUGGCUAUUUUUAUGAUCUUUAAAAUUCAAGACCUGGAGUGUUACCCUCCCAAGUUAUUAUCCAGGGCGGGAAUUUGCCUUUUCCACUGCUGGUUCUAAUGGCUGUCCAAAUUCCAUUUGAAUGACUUAUGAUGGGAAGCUCUAUCUAUCCCAGUACAGGGCCUAAUGUGCCUCCUCGUAACUGGCCCAUGAGGUCUGGCACUGCACUUUUGGGGCCACAGACCUGUUUGAGCAAGAGUAAUAUGGAAGAAGGGCCUCAAUGUCAACCUUAGAAUCGAAGUGUAUUUUGAAGGCACUGGGGAGCCAUGGGAGAUUCUGUGCAGGAGAACGACAUGGUCAGAUGUGUGCUUAGAAGACACCAUAGGUCGGUGGUCAGGAUUAGGAUAGAGGAAUCACGGGACUAGGAACCCAGGAGAUGCCUGGCCUGGGAGUGUUAGGGAAGGCUUCCCACCAGAGGUGAAGUCUGAACGGUGAACGGGUAGAGGGGAAACCUGUGCAAAGGAACCUGGGAUGUUCUGCACAAUGGACCAUAGUCCUCUGCUCAAAAUCCGUGACUGCCAUCAGAGAAAACGCUUUGGGUUGAAUUCUUUCAUU